AUGAAGUUUCUCAUUGAUGAUCUUCCGGUGCUGUUCCCGUACCCUCGCGUCUAUCCCGAGCAACAUGCGUACAUGCGGGACCUCAAAAAGACCCUCGAUGCCGGGGGUCACUGUGUGCUGGAGAUGCCUUCAGGUACAGGCAAGACAAUAUCGCUCCUGUCUCUGAUCGUGGCAUACCAGCAACACUAUCCAGAGCACAGAAAGUUGAUCUACUGUUCGCGAACGAUGUCCGAAAUCGAGAAGGCGUUGGCGGAGCUAAAGGGCUUGAUGAAAUACCGAUCGCAGGAACUGGGCUACGAAGAAGAGUUCCGCGCUUUAGGACUCACCAGUCGGAAGAAUCUGUGUCUCCAUCCUUCAGUGAAACGAGAGAAAAGUGGUACCGUGGUUGACGCAAGAUGCCGGAGCUUGACAGCGGGGUUUGUCAAAGAGAAGAAGGAACGUGGUGAGGAUGUCGAUCUGUGCAUCUAUCAUGAGAACCUCGACCUCCUCGAACCACAUAAUCUCGUACCGCCCGGCGUUUUCACGCUCGACGGCCUGACCCGUUAUGGAGAAGAACACAAGCAAUGUCCCUAUUUCUCUGCUCGGCGCAUGAUGCCUUGGUGCAACAUCAUCAUCUACUCGUAUCACUACCUUCUCGAUCCGAAAAUUGCCGAACGUGUAUCCCGAGAACUCUCCAAAGACUGUAUUGUUGUUUUCGACGAGGCGCACAAUAUUGACAAUGUCUGUAUCGAGUCGCUCAGCAUCGACCUGAGCGAGGAUGCCCUCCGCAAGGCCACUAGAGGCGCUACUAACCUAGAACGUAAAAUUGAGGAAAUGAAGAGCACGGAUGCUGAAAAGCUUCAAAGCGAAUACUCAAAACUCGUGGAGGGACUGCAACGGGCCGAACAGGCUCGAGAAGAGGAUCAAUUUAUCUCGAAUCCCGUAUUACCAGACGACUUGUUAAAGGAGGCAGUUCCAGGCAACAUUCGUCGAGCCGAACACUUCGUAUCAUUUUUGAAGAGGUUCAUCGAAUAUCUGAAGACUCGGAUGAAAGUGACACAUACCAUCUCGGAAACGCCACCCUCUUUCCUCACCCACCUGAAGGAUCUCACAUAUAUCGAGCGGAAGCCGCUGAGAUUCUGCGCAGAACGCCUAACAUCACUCGUACGAACCCUGGAGCUUGUUAAUAUCGAGGACUAUCAACCGCUGCAAGAAGUAGCCACCUUUGCUACUCUUGUGGCAACCUACGACAAGGGAUUCGUCCUCAUCCUCGAGCCAUUUGAAUCCGAAGCAGCCACCGUGCCAAACCCGAUUCUACAUUUUACGUGCUUGGAUGCUGCCAUCGCAAUCAAGCCCGUUUUCGACCGUUUCAGCUCCGUGAUCAUCACUUCCGGUACCCUUUCUCCCUUGGAGAUGUACCCGAAGAUGCUGGGAUUCACAACUGUUAUGCAAGAAUCAUACAGUAUGACCCUGGCUCGUCGAUCCUUCUUGCCCAUGAUUGUGACCCGGGGCUCGGACCAGGCGCAGGUUUCCUCAUCCUUUGGGAUUCGCAAUGACCCUGGUGUGGUGCGGAACUACGGCACACUUGUCACUGAGUUUGCCCGUAUUACACCGGACGGCGUUGUCGUUUUCUUCCCCUCAUAUCUAUAUAUGGAGUCCAUUAUCAGCAUGUGGCAAGGCAUGGGCAUUUUGGAUCAAAUCUGGAACUACAAGCUGAUCCUUGUCGAGACUCCAGAUGCACAAGAGUCGUCUCUCGCUUUGGAAACAUAUCGGACCGCUUGCUGCAACGGACGCGGUGCAAUCUUGUUUUGCGUCGCUCGAGGAAAGGUAUCUGAGGGUAUCGACUUCGACCAUCAUUAUGGCCGUGCGGUGCUGUGCAUUGGGGUGCCGUUCCAGUACACCGAAUCGCGUAUAUUGAAAGCCCGACUCGAAUUCCUGCGAGAGAACUAUCGCAUUCGUGAGAAUGAUUUCCUUUCUUUCGACGCUAUGCGGCACGCCGCGCAAUGCUUGGGUCGUGUGCUUCGUGGCAAAGACGACUACGGAGUCAUGGUGUUGGCGGACCGACGUUUCGAACGAAAGCGGCCACAACUUCCAAAGUGGAUCAACCAGGCAAUGCUGGAUAGCGAGACAAACCUCAGCACUGAUAUGGCUGUCGCGAAUGCUAAGAAUUUCCUGCGUACAAUGGCACAGCCAUUUAAAGCCAGGGAUCAGGAAGGCAUCUCCACCUGGAGCCUGGCUGACAUUGAGCGUCACGAGGCGAAACGCAAAGCUGAGGAGGCGCGAAUGAUGGGCGAGGAGCCCGCCAGUGAUCACAAGUUGAACGGGGUCACGUCCACAGUCCAGAUUGUCGAGGACGAAUAUGACGAUAAUAUCGAUGAGGACCUGAUGAUGCUUGACACCCAGUAA
Penicillium canariense is the source of this 2385-nucleotide messenger RNA. Its product is annotated as TFIIH/NER complex ATP-dependent 5'-3' DNA helicase subunit RAD3. The transcript has 4 exons. Bases 1 to 2385 code for a protein of 794 amino acids. The record is from RefSeq and is a predicted model, not a curated record. Gene Ontology annotation, cellular component: nucleus. Lineage: Eukaryota; Fungi; Ascomycota; Eurotiomycetes; Eurotiales; Aspergillaceae. Gene Ontology annotation, biological process: nucleotide-excision repair; positive regulation of mitotic recombination; transcription by RNA polymerase II. Gene Ontology annotation, molecular function: DNA helicase activity; ATP binding; damaged DNA binding.